AAGAAAAUAUGUUUGGUGUUACAACUUCUAAGGUUUAAUGAGUUGGCAAAGUCAGAAUAUUUUAAUCCUAGGAGCAUUGGAACCUGGAAGCUUUAAUUUUGCUAAAAUAUAUUGUGAUUAGGUUCGCCUGUGCAAGCAUGGUUUGACUCUUAGGCAAAAUUGAAAAUAUUGGAAAAUCUUGUUAGAAAAUUUAGAAUUUUAUCAGGGGCAUUUACUUACUUUUGAAGAGUAGCCCAGAUAGCUAAAAAUACUACUCCACAUGCUAAUCCAUUGUUUACUAAGAUGGCUUGGAACUUUGGGAUAUCCAAAGUCCUUAAUAAUUUCAAUCAUUUGAGCUAAUUUUUCUUUAUUUCAUAUCCUAUAGAAAGGGUAGUAGGGUUGGAGAAAUCCUAGUAAAGAUGGUAAAAGUACUCAAUUGUGUACCUUAUCAAUCAUGAAAAUUCCUGAAUAAUUUAAUCAACGAGAAUGGGAGGUGGAUUUAGAGUGCUCCAUCUGGUUCGACCUUUCCUUUCGUUUCUCCCAGAGGUUCAAAGUGCAGACAGGAAGGUUCCGUUCAGAGAGAAGGUUAUAUACACUGUCAUAUCUCUGUUCAUUUUCCUGGUCUGCAGCCAGCUUCCAUUGUAUGGCAUACACUCUACAACUGGCGCAGAUCCAUUCUAUUGGAUGCGUGUCAUUCUUGCCUCAAACAGAGGCACAGUGAUGGAGCUUGGAAUAACCCCAAUAGUGACAUCAGGACUAGUUAUGCAACUCUUAGCAGGUUCAAAGAUCAUUGAAGUUGACAACAACGUGAGAGAGGAUCGAGCCCUUUUAAAUGGCGCACAGAAGUUGUUAGGCAUUUUAAUUGCAGUCGGGGAAGCUGUGGCGUAUGUUCUUUCAGGAAUGUAUGGCAGUGUCGGCCAACUUGGAGUUGGGAAUGCAAUCCUUAUAAUUCUGCAACUCUGCUUUGCUGGCAUCAUAGUUAUUUGCCUGGAUGAGCUUCUCCAGAAGGGAUAUGGCCUUGGCUCUGGUAUUUCACUCUUCAUUGCAACCAAUAUUUGUGAAAACAUUAUCUGGAAAGCAUUUAGCCCAACCACCAUUAACAGUGGGCGUGGAGCUGAAUUUGAAGGUGCUGUUAUUGCUUUGUUCCAUUUGUUGAUCACUCGGACCGACAAGGUUCGUGCUUUGCGAGAGGCAUUCUACCGGCAGAACCUCCCUAACGUCACAAACUUACUGGCCACUGUCUUGGUCUUUCUUAUCGUCAUUUACUUCCAAGGGUUCCGUGUAGUUUUGCCAGUGAGGUCAAAGAAUGCUCGGGGGCAACAGGGUUCUUAUCCUAUUAAGCUAUUCUACACUUCUAAUAUGCCCAUUAUUUUGCAGUCUGCACUUGUAUCCAAUCUGUACUUCAUUUCCCAGUUGCUUUAUAGGAAAUACAGUGGUAAUUUCCUUGUUAACCUUUUGGGGAAGUGGAAGGAAUCUGAGUACUCUGGUCAAUCUGUUCCUGUUGGGGGUCUUGCUUAUUAUAUAACAGCACCAUCUAGCUUGUCAGAUAUAUUAGCCAAUCCUUUCCAUGGAUUGUUUUACAUUGUGUUCAUGCUGUCAGCAUGUGCUUUAUUUUCAAAAACGUGGAUUGAGGUAUCAGGAUCCUCGGCCAAAGAUGUGGCUAAGCAACUGAAGGAGCAACAAAUGGUGAUGCCUGGACAUAGAGAAUCAAAUCUGCAGAAGGAGCUGAACCGAUACAUUCCCACUGCAGCUGCAUUUGGCGGCAUGUGCAUUGGUGCACUGACAGUCUUGGCAGAUCUCAUGGGCGCGAUUGGUUCUGGUACAGGAAUUCUGCUUGCAGUUACCAUCAUAUAUCAGUAUUUUGAGACAUUCGAGAAGGAGAAGGCGAGCGAACUUGGUUUCUUUGGUUUCUAAGACAUUCCGGUGAGCUAGUUACAGUGACUGAAACUUUUCAAUUUUGGUUAGAUGAGGAAUGUAAAGAAGAAAAAUCCUAAUGGAGAUUGCAGUCCCUUUUACUCAUUUAUUUAUUCCUGUGACAAGAUACUUCUUGAUUAACUCCUAACAAACAUUGCAACUACCCAUAUACUAAGCCUAAGCCCUCUUACUUUUA
Salvia miltiorrhiza (redroot sage) is the source of this 2089-nucleotide messenger RNA. RefSeq lists its product as uncharacterized. Gene Ontology annotation, molecular function: ribosome binding; transmembrane protein transporter activity; signal sequence receptor activity. Gene Ontology annotation, cellular component: membrane; Sec61 translocon complex. NCBI's taxonomy places the organism in Eukaryota, Viridiplantae, Streptophyta, Magnoliopsida, Lamiales, Lamiaceae. The record is from RefSeq and is a predicted model, not a curated record. The coding region runs from base 466 to 1893 and encodes 475 amino acids. Gene Ontology annotation, biological process: post-translational protein targeting to membrane, translocation; SRP-dependent cotranslational protein targeting to membrane, translocation. The transcript is spliced from 7 exons.